Messenger RNA from Caenorhabditis remanei, 552 nucleotides. RefSeq lists its product as uncharacterized. The transcript is spliced from 4 exons. Lineage: Eukaryota; Metazoa; Nematoda; Chromadorea; Rhabditida; Rhabditidae. The record is from RefSeq and is a predicted model, not a curated record. Bases 1 to 552 code for a protein of 183 amino acids.
AUGUUCGCGGCCGCGCCAAUCUGGCAUAGCGGUGAAGAGGAGUGCUCCCUAGCGACGAGAAUUGAAACCCCGGAAUUUAAAAAAAAUCAUGAAUUUAGAAAUAUCCCGCAUUGUAUCCGGAAGUCGGUUCGUAGUUCUGUUCCGAGAACUUCUGACGACGGUUACGAUUGCGAGGUCGGGAACGGGAACGACCUCGUUUACUUGGCUUUGGAUAUGGGUCGCGGGCUGGGUGUUGACAAUAAAUGGAGAAAUCAAAUCGAUGCGCAUCUGAUCGUGGCUUGCGAACCACUCUGGAGAGCUCACUGUGCCGACGGAACUCUCCUUUUGGAAUUGGAGUUCGGGCAGAGCUUGUCGACUGCAGCUUCAGCAGUUUUAUCCAGGCCAUCUGAGUGUUUUCGCGGACCUCCUCCCAUGUCUCUCCUUCUUGUGGUCUCCUUCUCGCUGCUGCUUCGACUUCUCGGAAUAGUCGGUUGUACUCUGAUUGUGGUCCUCUACGAGCUGGAGGUGGCACCGGGGAUGGAGUUGUGGCAAGAUCCAUUGGGACUGGUGUAG